GCGCAUGCUCACUAAAGGAGGACCCUCUUUGCGACGUGUGGAGAGAUAGGAGAAAGGGAUAGCCACAAUGAGUAAGGUAUCACGUGAGACACUGUACGAGUGCAUCAGGUCGCUCCUUGAGAGCUCCGAAAAGAAAAAGAGAAAGUUUCUUGAGACAGUCGAGCUCCAGAUUGUGUUGAAGAAUUACGAUCCUCAGAAAGACAAACGUUUUAGUGGUACCAUCAAGUUGCGUAAUAUACCACGUCCUAAAAUGAAGGUCUGUGUAUUGGGUGAUGCAUCACAUUGUGACGAGGCCAAUGCAGCUGGCAUACCGUGUAUGGACGUCGAAGCAUUGAAGAAACUGAACAAAGACAAGAAGCUGGUUAAGAAACUAGCUAAGAAGUAUGAUGCAUUUUUGGCUUCUGACAGUCUAAUUAAGCAGAUCCCACGUCUCCUUGGGCCUGGUCUGAGCAAAGCUGGAAAGUUUCCUACGCUUGUCACCCACAGUGAGAGUCUGACGCAGAAAGUAGAUGAAGUCAAAGCUACCAUUCGUUUCCAAAUGAAAAAGGUGCUCUGUUUGGCUGUUGCUAUUGGCAAUGUCAGCAUGACUGAGGAUGAGUUGGCUUCUAAUGUGACCCUUGGAAUCAACUUCCUUGUGUCCCUCCUAAAGAAGAACUGGCAAAAUGUCCGAGCUCUCUACAUCAAGUCAACAAUGGGUCCAGCACAGCAACUGUAUUAAGCUGGAGUAUUAUUACGCGAGGAGAAAUAUUUGAACAGAUUUGAAAUAUUUUGAUUAUAUGUACUGUAAUGAAAAAUAAUGUUCUUUUUCUCAGAAAGAUAAAUACAUUAUUAUAUUAUUACAAGA
Amphimedon queenslandica is the source of this 844-nucleotide messenger RNA. RefSeq names its product 60S ribosomal protein L10a-like. Gene Ontology annotation, molecular function: RNA binding; structural constituent of ribosome. The transcript has 5 exons. Gene Ontology annotation, biological process: translation. Bases 68 to 718 code for a protein of 216 amino acids. The record is from RefSeq and is a predicted model, not a curated record. NCBI's taxonomy places the organism in Eukaryota, Metazoa, Porifera, Demospongiae, Haplosclerida, Niphatidae. Gene Ontology annotation, cellular component: large ribosomal subunit.